CCGGCCGCGCGGGGCUGUCAUGGCGCUGCGCGGGCUCUCGGUGCUGGAGCUGGCGGGCCUGGCGCCGGGCCCGCUGUGCGGCAUGAUCCUGGCGGACUUCGGCGCGCGGGUGGUGCGUGUGGACCGGCUGGGCGCCCGCGGAAACAUGAACAUCCUGGCCCGGGGCAAGCGCUCGCUGGCCCUGGACCUGCAGCGGCCGCAGGGGGCGGCGGUGCUGCGGCGCCUGUGCGCGCGGGCGGACGUGGUGCUGGAGCCCUACCGCCACGGUGUCAUGGAAAAACUCCAGCUAGGCCCGGAGAUUCUGCAGAGGGAGAAUCCAAGGCUUAUCUAUGCCAGGUUGAGUGGAUUUGGCCAGUCAGGAAGAUUCUCGAAAACAGCAGGCCAUGACAUCAACUUUUUGGCUUUGUCAGGUGUUCUGUCAAAAAUUGGCGGAAGUGGUGAGAAUCCUUAUGCCCCACUGAAUCUCCUGGCUGACUUUGGUGGUGGUGCCCUCAUAUGCACACUUGGUAUCUUGAUGGCUCUGUUUGAACGCACACGCUCUGGUAAAGGUCAGGUCAUCGAUGCAAACAUGGUGGAAGGAACAGCAUACCUGAGUUCUUUCCUGUGGCAUUCUCUACAAAUGGGGCUGUGGGAAAAUCCUCGAGGACAGAAUUUAUUAGAUGGUGGAGCACCUUUCUACACAACUUAUAGGACGGCAGAUGGGGGGUUCAUGGCUGUUGGAGCAUUGGAACCCCAGUUCUACAAGCUGCUGAUCAAAGGACUUGGACUAAAGUCUGAUGAACUUCCUGAUCAGAUGAGCAUGAGUGAUUGGCCAGAAAUGAAGAAGAGAUUUGCAGAUAUAUUUGCAAAGAAGACAAAGGCAGAGUGGUGUCAGAUCUUUGAUGGCACAGAUGCAUGUGUGACUCCAGUUCUGACAUUUGAAGAGGUUAUCCACCACGAUCAUAACAAAGAACGGGGCUCAUUUAUCAUUAAUGAGGAACAGAGUGUGAGUCCCCGCCCUGCACCUCUGCUGUCAGGCACCCCAGCUGUUCCUUCUUGCAAAAGGAAUCCUUUUGUAGGAGAACAUACUGAAGAGAUACUUAGAGAAUUUGGGUUCAACCAGACAGAGAUCAAUCAGCUUACCUCAGAUAAAAUUAUUGAAAUUAAUAAGUCAAGAGCUAAUCUCUAAGUUCCAGGCCUCCUAGUGCAAGUGAAUUUGAAUAUUGCAUGUUCAGUAUAGAAUAAUACAUAAAAUUGUGUGGAAACAUGAAGGAACAGUAUCACAGGGCACCAACUAUUCUAAUCAAGAAACAAGAUUGAUUACACAGUAAUGAUUGAAUACUGAAAAUGGUUAAAAUCAUAGCUUUUGAUUGAGGAGGACUUUUAGUUUACCAAUAUUAAGUUGUGACAGUUUUUCUGCCUUUCAAUUUACUUGACAGAUUAUAUUUUUAAUAUAAAAAUGUUAAUAAUAUACCUUAAAUGAAUAGAUAUGCUUUUUACUAAAAAAAAAAAAGCCUUUCACCCCUCAAUAUUUACUUAUGCUUUUAAUUUUGAAAAGCUUUUAAGAAAGUCCUUUAAAUAGCACUUAAAAAGCAUUUUUGCAUUUAUUAUUUAUUCAUGAGAGACACAGCGAGAGAGAGGCAGAGGGAGAAGCAGGCUCCAUGCAGGGAGCCCUAUGUGGGCCUCAAUCCUGGGACUCCAGGAUCAUGCCCUGAACCGAAGGCAUUCAACUGCUGAGCCACCUGGAUUAUAGUGCAAUCUUAUGUUCCAAGUGCCAUCUACUUCACUGAUACUUCAUGUGGUGUCUGUUUAACAGAUGCUGGUUUUCACUCUGUUUACUAUCUUCAAAAUUUUGAAGAAGUGAAUGUCAGGAGUGAAGUACCGUCACUUCCAUCUUCAUAGCUCUGUACCAGUCCCCUCAGUCCAACACCCAAUGCUGCCUUCAUUCAGGCCCCUAUUACCUCUGCCCUAGACUACUGCUCAGCUAGCCUACCUGAUUUUUGACCUCCAGUAUUACUGCCUUCAUUUUUUUUCUUUUUAUCGUGUUACUCUACUGGUAAUCUUUACCACACCAGACUGGUCUUUCAGUCCUGUAAAAUUCUUCAAUGGUCCUCUCUUUUUCCUAUAUAACAAAAUAUAAAGCCACGUAUAUAGCAUAUCAACUCUUUAUUUAUAACAAGACUUCUCCCUGACUAUUUAGUCCCAUCCAUGAUCCCUGCUCCCUAGUGCUUUAUAUAGGACUGCCUUAAGUGCCUAAUUAUGUGAUGGUCUCUCUUCCUUCCAUUCCUUUUCAUAUUCUGUAAUAUUUUCCAGGACUAACAAUGCUCCCAGCCCCUCUUGCUCCAGCUUGUUGAUUUCGCAAAUUUAGAGUUGGUUCAAACACAGCCGCCUUUGUGAAACUUCUUGUGUGUUGUCAGUCCUGGGAAGUUUUAUACAGUGUUGUGAAAUUUGGAGUCAGAAGGGUGUUGGGUUCAAAUAUCACUCAAUCACUCUGGUGUCUAGGACAAUUCUAGGUACUCACAAACUUAGUUCUAAGGAGCCCUUCCUAUGUUUCCAUUGUACUUUGUACAUAUCUCCAGGGAUAGUCAUUGCUUUUAGUUUAUAUAACUCUUCACUAAGUCAUAAGCUUCUAGAGUAGUUGCUCUAGCACACAAAAGAAUCAUCUGGAGAUACUUUUAAAAUACAGAUUCCUAGGCCCACCCCUAGAGAUGCAGUGUAUCUAGGGCAAGACCUAUGAAUUUGUAUUUUUUUCCAGAUGAUUAUAAUGCUUCUGAUUCAACGACCACACUUUGAGUAGCACUGUCCUAAAUGGAUAUGAACCAAGUCUUUUUCCUGUUGUUACUGUCAUAAUAAGUGCUCAAAAAAAAUAUCUGUUGAAGAAUUGAUGAGGGAAAGGAUAAAAGUCAGUUGGCAAAAAUCUGUAAAUAGGUUAGCUCAAAAUACUGAUUUCUAAUUGACUUCAUAUAAAAUGUUUGAAUGAAAAAUUGAUUUUUGUAGGAUAUAAACUUUUUAAAGAAUACAGAUAUAUAAAUAAGGUUAAUAAUUGCUUUUGUUAGCGACCCAUACUUUUUUUCUGAAGAGUCUAUCUAAAACCUUGUGCAGAAAGUGCUACACUUCCUCUUUUGUUGUCCCAUGUCAAACUGUAGACUUAGGAAUAGGCAAGGGGGCAGAUGAGAACAUAAGAAGCAGUAAGGAAGACAGAGGAGAAGCAGGCAUUAAAGAUGGCAAAUUCUAAUGAAAGACAAAUUAUAUUGAGUACAUAGAAAUUUUAUUCCCGAAUGUGUAGGUUAGUAUACACUGAUUUCCACUUUCUUUUGAUUCUACAAUAUAGGGAGUGAUGAGAUGCCACAAAUUGUAUGGUGAUAAAUAAAUCGCAUGGAACAACAUGA
This is a messenger RNA of Canis lupus familiaris (dog), 3368 nucleotides long. RefSeq names its product alpha-methylacyl-CoA racemase (gene AMACR). Lineage: Eukaryota; Metazoa; Chordata; Mammalia; Carnivora; Canidae. Bases 20 to 1168 code for a protein of 382 amino acids. The record is from RefSeq and is a predicted model, not a curated record. Gene Ontology annotation, cellular component: mitochondrion. The transcript is spliced from 5 exons. Gene Ontology annotation, biological process: bile acid metabolic process. Gene Ontology annotation, molecular function: alpha-methylacyl-CoA racemase activity.